This is a messenger RNA of Bufo bufo (common toad), 1429 nucleotides long. It is a transcript of the gene SPATA2L, whose product is annotated as spermatogenesis associated 2 like. The transcript has 3 exons. The record is from RefSeq and is a predicted model, not a curated record. Lineage: Eukaryota; Metazoa; Chordata; Amphibia; Anura; Bufonidae. The coding region runs from base 120 to 1394 and encodes 424 amino acids. Gene Ontology annotation, cellular component: cytoplasm.
GGUCCUGGGGGGCGCAGACUGCUCCGAGGUCAGUGCCUGCAGAGGGCGCUCUUGUGGGCGUUGUCCCAGCCUAGGGGUGGCAGGGGCAGUAGAGGCAUUCACUGCAGUGGGGUCGGUAAAUGUCGGGAGGUCGUCAGGGGAGAGAGGUGACUGGGAACCCAUUUAAUUUCCAGAUGAGUGCAGAGUCCCUCCUGGCGCACUACCACAGCUGGCUGCUCAGCGCCUCCGUCUCAGAAGCGCUGACUCCGUGCGCGGACCCCGGGACCACCGCCCAGGUGAGGCAGAGGAUCCUGGAGGAGCCCGACCUGCACGACCUGCUCCAGAACGAUGCCUUCCACUUCAUCUUCUGCGGACUCCAGGGCAAAGCCGACCUGCUCCUGGCGUUACAGCACCUGGCCCGCGCCUUCCAGACCCUCGAGCAGGCGGCGCUCAAUCUGUACAUCACUCCAUGGAGGACAGAGCUGCACACUAUAAAGACGUACUCUGGACAUUACGUGCACGCGCUGGAGGCGGCCCUUCCUCAGGAUGCAAUAUUCCAAGCCCUGGCGAGGUUAAACUAUGUGCCAGAAGCAGAUGGGACUUCCCUGAAGAUACGAGUUCUGCCCGAGCCGCGGGCUCUUGCGGUAGCCGCCCUCGGCUUCCUGGCAGCUCACGUAGAAUGCAAUAUCUUAGCCAACCUCGUGUCUUGCUCAGGAUCUACUCUGAGGAACGGCGCUGAUCUCAUCCAAGAAAGAAGGAGCUGGCGAGGUGAAGACGCCUGCAUGGAAAGACUUCAAAAACUGGUGGUAUCAGAGCCAAGGAUAGUCCCUGCUGCCAAGUCAUCCAUGACCGUGGACGGGGUCACCGCCACUCCCAAUGGAGAAGUUCUCUACAUAUCGCAAUUUUGUGACGACUGUCACGAACCUUGGGAUAGGCAUGUCAACAGGGGCUGCAAAAUGGUCACUGAACACCACGGGUGCCACGAUCAAGUGCCACGUGUGGAUUUUGUCAUGCACGACUGUGUAUUUUCAGAACAAUCUUUACAGCAGUGCUGCGCACCGUGCUGCACGUUCCACAGCUUCUCCUGCUCCGACGUGAGGGUCUGCAGAGACAACGGACAUAGGGUAACCCAAAUGACUUCCUCCGAGAAGACCCAAGCAGUGAUGGAGGAGCAAAGAAGGAAGCACCAGCUCCACUCCUGCUUGCAGCCGGGACAGUUGCCCCAUUACCGCUGCAGUCAGUGCAGGCAGCUCCAUUACAUAAAAUGCAAGGGGGUUCUGCGGUGCCGAGACCAGGGUCAUAACGCCACCAUGAUAAUGCUGGAGAGAAACCAGCGGCUGUGGCUGCAGCGCAGCCUGAUGGACCUGACGCUGCUUUACAGGGACGCCCCGGCCAGCCGUAGCGGAUUGGAGUGACGUCAUUUAGACAAGACGAAGGACAGUAAAAUGUC